UUCUGGCAAUUCAAUUUAUGUAAGUACUCGAGCCACUUAUAGCAUUUCUCCAGAGUAUCAGCACCUAACUUUAGUUCUUGACGUUCGGACUGGUCGCAACACGAUAUAAAAAUGAACGAGACUGGCGCAUAGCAAAUCACCGCCCUAUGUCUUCGCAUUCCCUUCUCCCACCCGAGCUUUGGCUCGAGGUCUUCUACUGGGCUACAUUACAUCCGACCCGAAAUGCUUUCUCAACGACCUACCGGCCCUUUUCCAAUUCUCAAUCCAUCGAGGAAGAACUCAUUCUGCGCAUGAAGCGUAGUCUGGUCUUAGUCUGCAGGGACUGGCAUCUCUUAACAAAGGAGUUCUUGUACAGAGAUGUCCGGAUUGGACCAGCGCAGAAGGCUCUGAAGAAGGCUCUGUGCAUACCGGAGGAUGGUCAUGAUUGUGAUGGCUAUUCUAAGUUUGUGCGUCGUGUGGUGUUGCCUUAUCAGUCUACCACAACCCCUACGCAUUGUUCCAACCCGUUGACGUCCGUAGAGAUCUUGAAACAUUGCAGUCAAGUGGAGGUACUUGUUCGACCUCGCCUAUUCACAUCCCCUGGAUGGCAAGCUCCCGUAGACAUCCCACGUUUCGAGUUCGAAGCUGACUCCCUUCCGUUGCCCUCUUUGAAGCGACUGGAGUGGAACUAUAACGUGGAAGCGGAACGAACUGGUGGUAUCAAUUCCCUAACAAUUGUUCUCCGCGACUCCCCAAAUAUCGAGUACCUCCACCUAGGAGGGUUUGGUCCGCGAACGCAGUUUUCCGCUAGCCAUGCCAUCCAUCUCCCUAAACUAAACACGGUUUCUGUAGCGACGCUUACUGCACAUAUUGCAUACCAGCUUACUUACCGCUGGUCCCUUCCGUCCCUAUCUCAUCUCAUCAUCGGCGCUCUCAAUCUUCCCAGCUUGUCGACGGUAUGGGAAAAGUACGGGGAACAGUUAGAGACGGUGGAGUUUGGGAAGCAUCUGAGCUUCCUUCAGAGGGAUCUCGUUGGCCCUUGUGUUCAGUCUUGCCCCAAUCUCAGAGAGCUCAACUACUACAUCUUCUUUACCCUUCCGCCGUUUUUCUCUGAAGAAAACAGCGUUGUCGAAACCAUUGGUCUUCACGCAUAUCCUAACGAGAUGCUGAGUGAUACUACUGCCACUUGGGGGCUCCUGGAUGGUCAUUUCGAUACCCUAUUCAGAGGGGCCUUCCCCAUGUUACGAAACAUACAUCUGUACGGAGACUGGAGCCCUUUCCUCACGGAUAGCGGUCUCGCAUCUAGAUUGUACGAAGGUGAAUUUACUGUAUACACGUACCCAUAG
This is a messenger RNA of Marasmius oreades (fairy-ring Marasmius), 1325 nucleotides long. RefSeq lists its product as uncharacterized. NCBI's taxonomy places the organism in Eukaryota, Fungi, Basidiomycota, Agaricomycetes, Agaricales, Marasmiaceae. The transcript has 2 exons. Bases 147 to 1325 code for a protein of 392 amino acids. The record is from RefSeq and is a predicted model, not a curated record.